Messenger RNA from Prorocentrum cordatum, 669 nucleotides. The record is from the annotation of a GenBank genome assembly. NCBI's taxonomy places the organism in Eukaryota, Dinophyceae, Prorocentrales, Prorocentraceae.
AUGCUAACUUCCACCCCGUUGGGAGCCUCCAGCCUCCAAUCGCAGGAGGAGAGCAGGUCCGUGAUGCCGCGGGCCCACGGACUUGGCAGAGUCCGUUGCCGCCAGUCUUCCCCCGCAAUGCCUCCGCGGCCGGCGCCAGGGGCCUCGUGGCCUCUGCCGAGCUGCGGCAUGCUGAGGCUGCGACAGGAGAGCUGGGAGAAACACUUCGAGGCCUGGGACGUGCUGUGGUGCCAGCUGCAGAUCCUCACUCUGCCCGUGUACCUGCUUCUGUAUCUGUGGCAUUCGUGGCCGUGGAAUCCCAUCCACCUCGUGGGCCGGCUAUGGAAGUGCGCCCUGUACACCACGAUCGUGGUUGUCCAGGCCUUCAUGGCGUGGUACUGCAUCGUGUCGCGGGGCGGCUGCUGUGGCGGCGUGGGUUACUUCCUCUGGUGCAUCAGCCUCGUCAUCAGCGGUGCGUGUGCCUUCGCGGGCCCCGGCGAGGACACGGAGGGCUACGGCUACUUCGCCUACCUUGCCCAGCUGAUACCCGUCCUGUACAUGUGCUACGCGUGUUGGCAGCUGAAGAGGGCUACGGGCUUCAGCGUCAGGCAGUGCUGCAAUGCGAUGACAGGCCGGCGCUCGCCCUGCCGCCUCGCCGCUGGCGCCCGAGCCCUCCGCCUGAGCGGGUGA